GGCACCCACGUAUAUAUACACUGCUCACGCCCAUCUCCGUCACUUUCUUUCACAUUUUUAACUUUUCUCUCAUUCCUUGCCACCCCCAAUAUCUUCUCUCUUCUCUCUUGCAAGUCCCAUCUAUAUCUUUUCUUCAUAUCCACUCUUUAUCAACAUCUGGGCUCUUUUUCUUCCCUCUCUUUUUGUUUCGUUUGGAGGUGGUGGUGGUGGCGGUGAUGAUGAUGAUGACGACGAUGGCGAUGAAAGAUGACUGGGUUCGGGCGGCGAUGACGGACGACAACGUGGUGGUGGAGCUGCUAGUAAGGCUCAAGCAGGCUCAGGCGGCGCCACCGGCUCCGAAAUCUCUGGUGGCUGGACUUAAAUGGGGGAUACGUCAGCCGAGGUCUAGGCCUAUGUUGAUGCGAUGCGACGCAAAGAGAGAUGGAGAUUUCAGCGUCAGCACUAGAGGUAGCCCCACCACGCCUCUUUCUUGGAGCGGUGGUGGCGGCGGUGCCUCUCCUUCCGCCGCCGACGGCUUUGAAGAGACCAGUAAACAAUUCCUUCGUUCUCCGCCAUCUGCACCUUCCAGAUCCAAGGGCAUUGCUGCUAAUGAAACCACCAGCACAACUACCAAGAGAUCAAGAAGAAAGAAGACUUUUGCUGAACUUAAGGAGGAGGAGAGUCUGCUUUUGAAGGAAGGGUUUUAUUUGAAAAAGGAGAUAGCAUCUAUGCAUGCCACUUGUAAAGAACAGAGAGCCAGGAAUGAAAACUUGAAAAGAAUUAAGCUUGAUUUGAACUUGCACACUGCAAACAACUCGAGUUUAAUUGCUAAUGAGCCUGAGAAAGUACCUUCCUGUCAACGCUCUUCUCUUGACUACAUUCCCUCAACCUUGCCCUCACAUGCCCUUGAUGAUGGAAAACCACUGUUAGAUUCUUGCAAUGUGGGCAAGGCUGUUUAUAGCGAGGAGAGUUUUUUCUUACUGCCUGAUCUAAAUAUGAUGCCUGCUGAAGAUGAUUCUGGCACUGAAACUUUAUAUGGGACUAGCUGAAAAGAUGAGUUCACGACUUCCCGUUCGUGCAGCCAAAGGUUGUGAGAAAGUGGAGGGGGAGGGACUUGGUAGAAAAUACUGAUACUGCCCAAUGAGCUGUUUGCUGAUACAACUAUAAUGAAACUCAGGCCAAGCAACAGAUAUCACAGUUAGAGUUGCACCAAUUGCCAACCCUAGAGGGUAGUGAAGAAAUCCUACCCUGUAGAUGGUAGAGAAUCUUGUCAUGGUGGAGGCUCCUAAAUUCCUCGGUUGGGGUCAACCCUUGUUACUUCUUGUUUCGGAAUUUAUGUAGAAAUAAUUGUGAUUCUUUGUAGGUGUAACCUGAUGCUCAUGGCUUGGCCAUGUUGUAAACUUCUUGAAACUAGUUGCACAGUUUUGUUGUUACAAUCUCUGUUUCCAGUCCCCCUUUUUCAAUUUUUUUAUGUUCAACUUGGGGGAGGAAUUCCGGAAAGGACUUCCCAGAAUCUCUGAUAUUAUUUCCUUAUAAUCUUCAUUACUAGUGAAAUUUCUUAUAUUGUUUAACUCUUCACCUUUGUACCAAAAUGCAAGUACGUUUGACAGACUAUAACCUGGAUUUAGAAGUAGCAAUUCUUGUCGAAUGAUAAUUCGUUUUAUCUGAAAAUUGACUUAAUGUGAAAAAUGCGAAAUGUAUUUUGUUAAAACUUUAAUCCGUGGUUUGUGCUUUAAAUUACAAGUCAACCUGGAUCACAUCUUCCAUCUGGUGUUUGUUUUUGCUAGUAGCAUUUGUCGACGAUGUUCCUUCGACUAUGUUAAAAGGUAUUAGAAGUGAAUUGAGAAAGUAUUUUUCCCAUUGGCUUUAUAUCUUGAUUCCCGAUCCUGGGGAAAAGAGCGAAGAUAAACCUUAAUUGCAAGCAAGAAAAGCAGCGUCGUAAGAAACACAGCUAAAGGUUUUUGGUC
Durio zibethinus is the source of this 1946-nucleotide messenger RNA. RefSeq lists its product as uncharacterized. NCBI's taxonomy places the organism in Eukaryota, Viridiplantae, Streptophyta, Magnoliopsida, Malvales, Malvaceae. The record is from RefSeq and is a predicted model, not a curated record.